UGGGUUUAGACUUAUCCAUAAUCAAGCAGCCCAAAUCCCAACCAGCAUGGUUUUUUUUUUUUUAUGUAUUUCCCAUUCUAUAUUCUGGCGAUAAUAUAAAAUAAAAUAAAACCAAAAAUUAUUGGGCAGGAAAGACAAAAAUAAUUUGAGCUCCUUCGUCUCCGUUAACCAACUCUUCGUGUUUUCUUCUUCCGAAUCCCUGCUUUGAUUUCCCCCCCCGGAAUUCCUGCUAUUCUCCUCUCCCUUCUCAUGGCCGUCACUCCCGGCACUUUUCCGGCCAGAAAACGGCCACCGUCCUCCUCCCUCCGAUUAUCCGAUUCCAAACUGACCCGAUCCCUCUUUCUCCUCUCUCACGAGUUAUCCUCUCUCCAGCCCCUCCGCUUCAUCCUACGUCUCAAUUCCCUUUGUAUCAUUCGCCGAAUGAAAACCCUCGCCGCAGUCCUCGAUGAUCUUCUGCGUUUUCAGUUUGUCUACUCGCACUCGGUUCAGCUUUGCUUCGAGGAAAUGCACAUCCUUAUGCAGAGGGCGAAGACCUUGAUCGACGAUUGCUCCCAUGGAAGCCAGCUCUCUUUGCUCAUGCACAUAGAAACCGUCUCCUUCCAUUUCCACGAGCUCAACAUCGAUUUAUCCACUCUUCUAGAUAUUUUGCCCGUCAAGGAGUUCCCUCUCACCGAUGACGUCGCAGAGCUCGUGAUUCUCCUCAGAAAACAAUGCUCCCUAUCGAAGCCCUCCGUCGAUCCACGAGAUGACGAUCUCCGGCGAGAGGUGAUCGACCUCAUCGAUGGGAUCGGACGCCAGAUCGCCCCUGAUCACUCCAGGCUCAGAGCGAUUUUCACCGCCCUAGGGUUCCGUGAUUCCUCCAGUUGCACCAACGAAAUCGAGAGAUUGGAGGACGAAAUCCAGAAUCAGAUCGACGAGCGAUCCAAAUCAAUGGCUGCUUCUCUCAUUGGACUCGUGCGUUACGCGAAAUACGUGCUACACGGCACGUCACCGCCGCCACAGCCGGAAAUCCGCCGCCACAAGUCGGUGUCGGAGAUAAGCAUCCCUUCGGAUUUCCGGUGCCCAAUCACGCUGGAGCUAAUGCGCGAUCCGGUGGUUGUAUCAACCGGGCAGACGUACGAUCGCGAGUCAAUCGAGCUCUGGAUCCAAUCGGGACACAAUACUUGCCCGAAAACUGGUCAAACCUUCAAGCACACCGACCUCAUACCCAACCGAGCCUUGAAGAACCUCAUCGUGAUGUGGUGCCGUGAGCAGAAGAUACCGUUCGAGUCCUCCACCGAAGGCGGCGGCCAGAGAACCGGCGGAUGCACCGAACCGUGCAAGGAGGCCGUGGAGUUUACGAGGAUGACGGUUUCGUAUCUGAUCAACAAACUUUCCGUCUCUUCCACCAUGGACGAGUCAAACAGCGUCGUCCACGAGCUCCGUUCGCUCGCCAAGUCGGACUCCGUUGCCCGAGUCUGCAUCGCUGAGGAAGGAGCCAUACCGAAGUUGGUCCGCUGCGUCGGCUCGGAGCACCCGGCUCUCCAGGUAAACGCUGUCACGACGAUCCUCAACCUCUCAAUCCUGGAGGAAAACAAAACGAGGAUCAUGGAAACCGACGGAGCUCUAAAUGGCGUCAUCGAAGUCCUCCGGUCGGGCGCGACGUGGGAGGCGAAGGCCAACGCCGCAGCGACGUUGUUCAGCCUGUCGGGUGUUGCGUCGUACAAGAGGCGGCUGGGGAGGAAGACACGUGUCGUGAAGGGAUUGGUGGAGCUGGCGAAGCAUGGGCCGACGAGCUCCAAGAGAGACGCGCUGGUAGCGAUCCUGAACCUGGCGGGGGAGAGGGAUAAUGUGGGGAGAUUCGUGGAGGGAGGGGUGGUGGAGGUCGCUGGAGAGGCGUUCAGGGAGCUGCCGGAGGAGGCGGUGGCGGUGGUGGAGGCGGUGGUGAGGAGGGGAGGUCUCAUGGCGGCGGCGGCGGCGUUUGGGCAGAUACGGCGGCUGGGGGAGCUGCUGAGGGAAGGGGCAGAGGCGACGAGGGAGAGUGCGGCGGCGACGCUGGUGACGAUGUGCCGGAAAGGAGGGUCGGAGAUGGUGGGAGAGAUGGCGGGGAUCCCCGGGAUAGAGAGGCUAAUAUGGGAGAUGAUAGGGACGGGGACGCCGAGGGCGCGGCGGAAGGCGGCGUCUCUCAUGAGGUAUCUACGGCGGUGGGCGGCCGGGAUGGAUAACGCCGGUGAUUCCCAUGACCAGGCGGCUGAUACGCAGAGCAUUGUCGUCCCAACUUCAAGUAGGAUUUUUUGAGUUUUGUUUUUUCUUCUGCUGCCUUUUUGUGUGUAUGUGAAGUUAGUUGGGAUUUGGAGGAUGGGAGGGUAUUUUUACUCGUAACAGAAACAAAAGGGAAAUUGUGAAUAAUUUUUCCUUGUUCUCAAAAGUUGUAAAUGUAAUUCAUUGAGAGAAAAAAAAAAAGUAUAAACAUUUGUGUUUUUUUUCAA
This is a messenger RNA of Tarenaya hassleriana, 2468 nucleotides long. Its product is annotated as U-box domain-containing protein 16. Gene Ontology annotation, biological process: protein ubiquitination. Lineage: Eukaryota; Viridiplantae; Streptophyta; Magnoliopsida; Brassicales; Cleomaceae. The coding region runs from base 250 to 2277 and encodes 675 amino acids. Gene Ontology annotation, molecular function: ubiquitin-protein transferase activity; protein binding. Gene Ontology annotation, cellular component: cytoplasm; nucleus. The record is from RefSeq and is a predicted model, not a curated record. The transcript has a single exon.